Messenger RNA from Rubroshorea leprosula, 1619 nucleotides. The record is from the annotation of a GenBank genome assembly. NCBI's taxonomy places the organism in Eukaryota, Viridiplantae, Streptophyta, Magnoliopsida, Malvales, Dipterocarpaceae.
UGACUUGGAGGACAACGAUUAUGGAACAAAUAGAACCCCGAAGAAUCAAGACUCAGCCAGCUAUAUAGGACAAGGUUGCUGUUUUAGUUAACUUAUCAACAAUGGACCUGAAAUUUAAAAUUGCUGAACAGAUAGAGACAGCAUAAACAAAACAAGCAGAGUUCAUAGGUAGCUUUGACUGAAAAGAAAAUGCUCCAUUGAGAAAAAUUAACAGAGGAUAGCAGAGAUUCUUCAUCUCCCCAUGAAGGAAUCAGGCCUUCUCAUCCUCUUUUUUUCCUUAUUCUUCCAUGUCAGAGCUCAAGAAAAAUCGGGAUCCGAUGCUUUCCUUCAUCCUCUCCAUCCCAGCAUCACUGUUGUUAUCGGAAUCCUCUCCAUUAUAUUCUCCAUAAUAUUUCUUCUACUUGCCUAUGCCAAAUUUUGUCAGGGUAAUAAUCCUGUUGAUGCUUCUAAUGAUGAUGAUCGAGUUGUUGUUCGAUCAUGGCCUCGAUUUUCCGGGAUUGACAGAACAGCUAUUGAAUCGCUCCCCUUUUUCAAGUUCUCUUCACUCAAGGGAUCAAAAGAAGGCCUGGAGUGUGCAGUUUGCUUAUCAAAAUUUGAUGAUGAAGAUGUUCUUCGACUUCUGCCUAGUUGCAAGCAUGCAUUCCACAUGAACUGCAUAGACCAGUGGCUUGAAAGUCACUCCAGCUGCCCUCUGUGCAGGAACAGGCUCGAUUCCAGAGACCUGAAGAAUUUUGCUUAUUCAAACAGCUUGAGAUUCCUGGAGAACCCUUCAAAUUUAUCAGAAGAUCCAAAUGUGGAGCUGUUUGUACGAAGGGAGCAGGACUAUCCAGGAUCACAUUCAUCAAGGUUUAACAUAGGAAGCAGCUUUCGAAAAAUUGAAGAAAACAAAGAGAUAUUAAUUCAAGAUGAUGACGGGAAAUUCUUGCAUAAGUUCAAGCACAAGAUCGUUGUCUCAGAUGUUGUAAUAAAGAACAGAUGGAGUGAUUUGAACCCUUCAGAUCUGUUGUCCUUGAGCUCCGAGAUGCUUAGUGUUAUGUCCAGCAACAGAUUCUCUUCAAUGAGGUCAAGCAGUGGAAGAUUCCAUGGUGAACAGAUUGAAAAGAUCAAAGAGGAUAUAGAAAGGAAGAGAACAUUCCAAUCAAAGUUCAGCAGAAUGGAGAGAAACAAUUCAGCUUCAAGUUCAGCCUUUUCUUCUGCUUCAAACAACGAACCUAAUACAUCAAAAGGCAUCAACCCAGCUGAGAAAAGAUCAGUGUCUGAGAUUACUGCCUUUUCAAGAUUCAGUCAAUUCAGUUCAAGAAACAGAACUCCACCUACUAGUAACAGCGAAAAUGAGGAGAGGAUUAGGACACUUUGGUUUCCAAUGGUUCGCCGAACAGUUCAGUGGUUUACAGGGGAAGAGAGGAAGUUGGAAAAAUCAGAGAAUCAUAAAAACUGCUUAGAUGUAUGAGAUUGAACGAGUUGGUGUUCUUGCAUAAACUUAAGCAAUUUAGAAAAUUUUCAAAGCUUUUCUGCAUAUGUACUAUGUUUUCUAUUACAGUAGCACUCCUAGGAUGCCUAAUGUCCCUCUGCAUUUGAUCCAACAAUCUAUACUAGAAUAAUUAACACAGGCUGUAAUU